CUCUUCUUGCUCGCCUCACUUGUCCACUGUGCAGAUCCGGAUCCUCUCCUCUCUCUCUGGGACCAGGUACCACCAGAGGCCCCUGCCUACACUUCCCAGCCCCGAUCAGACCUCGGACAACUAAACUGCUGUGGAUCUUCUGCUUUUUGGGUACCCUUCACCUGGCGACGUCGGUGCGCACCGAAGUUACGCACGACUUUUUGUGGAGGGAGAGACAGCAUCCUAGCACAGGUCUUGAUAAAGCCAGCCUCUAUCAUUCUUCACUGUGGUGUCUGAGUUCAUAGUCUUGGGUUGAUUUAGGUUAUUGUUUGCCUUUUUAUUCGGAUAGAAAGAGUUUAACAUGUAUGUGAUUCAGCUGUGAUUUUCAGGUUAAAACGGUUGCAAAGGCGCGCGGCUGUUAUCUAAACAGUUAGAAAAUCACAGGUGCCUGGUUCAACUGCACUAAGUCAGAGCAGCAGCAGCAGCAGCACGAAGAUAGAAAAGGACAAAAUCAAAAUCAACAACAAAGAGACAAAGAACCAAGGCUAAAAGAAAAACAGAGAGGGAGGGAGUGACAGAAGAGAGCGAGAGAGAGAGAGAGAGAGAGAGAGAAGAGAGAGAGACACCCCCCUGGAGACUAGCUAGGAGACCCGGCCCCCGGCCCGAGAGAAGGAGAGAGAGAGUGAGGGAGUGAGGGAGUGUUUUAAAGCCGGCAGAAGGCAUGAUGUCCUACAUUAAGCAACCCCAUUACGCCGUGAACGGGUUAACGCUGUCCGGCCCGGGCAUGGAUCUGCUCCACUCCGCCGCCGUUGGAUACCCCAGUUUUUUCCUUGAAGACACACCGCGUAAACAGCGCCGCGAGCGCACCACCUUCACGCGCGCACAGCUGGACAUCCUCGAGGCGCUGUUUGCCAAAACCCGCUACCCGGAUAUCUUCAUGAGGGAGGAGGUGGCCCUGAAGAUCAACCUGCCUGAGUCCAGAGUUCAGGUCUGGUUUAAGAACCGUCGUGCAAAGUGCCGCCAGCAGCAGCAGCAGAGCACAGGCCAGUCCAAACCACGGCCCCCUAAGAAGAAGGCGUCCCCCGCCCGAGAUAGCAACACAGAGGCCAGUGCCAACCCCACCAAUGGACCCUACAGCCCUCCGCCCCCUCCUCCGGGCACCGCCAUCACACCAAGCUCCAGCUCGGCCAGUGCCACGGUGUCCAUCUGGAGCCCGGCCUCCAUCUCCCCGCUGCCUGACCCACUAUCUGUCUCCACCACCCCCUGCAUGCAGCGCGCCACCAGUUACCCUAUGACCUACACCCAGGCCCCGGCCUACAGCCAGAGUUACGCAGGCUCCUCCUCCUACUUCACAGGCCUGGACUGUAGCUCCUACUUGUCCCCCAUGCACCCGCAGCUGUCGGGCACUGGUGGGGCCCUGAGCCCCAUCACGGCCUCCUCGAUGGGUGGGCCCCUCAGCCAGUCCCCGGCCUCACUCUCCUCCCAGGGCUACACGGCCGCCUCGCUGGGCUUCGGAGCUGUCGACUGUCUAGACUACAAGGACCAAGCUGCCUGGAAGCUAAAUUUCAAUGCCACUGACUGUCUGGACUACAAAGACCAGAACUCCUGGAAGUUCCAGGUCUUGUAAAUACUAAGAAGUGGGAGGUGGGGAGGCAAGGGGAAGAAGUGAGAAAUCAAAAAAACAAAAUCAAAAUAGGUUGAAAAAAACUCCAGAUUGCAUUUGGUGUGUGUGUGUUAGAAGAAGGAAGACACUUUGGGACACAGAAAGAAAAUUAAUCCAAAUGAGUUGAAGAACCAAUCAGCUGAAAUCACGUCUUCUUUUAAAGCUGUUUCACAAAAACAUGAGUGGAGGUAAACGGAUCUGUUGAUGCGUGGCUUGAUUGUGACAAAGAUUACUGUAGUGUUUCUUAGCUGAGCAACUUUAAAAAAAAAAAAAUCAGCGGUGGAAUCAAAGAGCAGCGAGGAAAAGCAAACAUGAUUUCAAUUACUGUACAAUAAAAUCCAGUUAGUGAGAAAGAAAAAGAGCUCCUCCUAUAAGGAGCUCAGAAUCUCUGUGAUUCAAAUACAGUUGAAUUUAAAUUACUGACGGCGAUCGACUUUGAAAUGAGCAUGUGUGAACAAAGAGGGCCGCUCGGGCACAUGCUGACGGCUCUUUCUGAAAAAUUCAGGAGCUUUUUGUUCACACAAAUGUAGUCCAUCUAAUUUAUUUGUGAAGCUUCACUCAAAGGGUGACCGGUCUUGACUGAUUUGAAGCAGAGCUUGUUUUCUAAAAAAAAUCAGGAGCCUUGAGAUCGAUGUAUCGAAGAGCCCGAGCUCAUGUUUGUUUCUUCCUUCCGGACUUUGUCUUGUAUUUAUUUGUGAUGUUUCACUUUUGCAAAGCUGCUCUUCAUCAGCCGGCUGACUUUAAUAAAAUAAAAAAAAGUAAAGAAAGAAGCUUCGAGCCAAACAACUCAACUUCCCCGACCCGACAUCUUUACAGGGCGUGUUUACAGGAUGGCAACUCUUAUAACGCAGACAGAAGCUGAUGACUCAGUAGCCUUGUAUGAUAUUACGGACCCUCUGCGUGCGACACAAGCAGAGGGCUAGAGUUGGUCACUGAGGUGACUGCAGUACAAACCUGUUGCCUUUGAGCAUGGUUGAAAUCAUUAGCAGAGCGGCUCGUUCAUUGUUAGUUUUAAUAGGAUCACCUCCAGACAAUUCAGGCAACAAUGGUUGCUUUGUGGCUCUUGGCAGCCAAGAACAACUCCCCCCCCCCCCCCCCCCCCUCCAUCUCAGAGUGUUUGCACGAGGGGAGCAGGUUGUUGAAAAAGUAAUUUUUUUAGACUCGGUGAUAAUCGUGUUUUGCGGUGAGGUAUUCGAUGGGAGAGAAGUCUGCACCAGAGAAAGGGAAGGGACUGGGCCGCCCCGCAGCCCGCCCCUUUGCACAGAGAGUUUGGUGCCUCUCUCAACUCCGACCUGUAAAGAUGUGAUGGCUCCACUUUGUGUUUGAUGUAUCUUUUGAUUUUUUUUUUGUUUUUGGUAUUAGAUUUAAACAAUUUUAUGUUUCUUUUAAAAAAAAAUUGUGAAUUCGUUGAAGUAAAAAUGGUGUUAAUUUGUUUUGAAGUUGAUAUUAUCAGUAUUAUCUUCAUGAAUAUUUUGUCUCCAGCUCACACAGACAUGCUAAUAACUUUUUUUUUGUUGUCGUCUUUUUGUAAAUAUUAAAAACUUGAAAAUGCAAUCAUGUCUGGUAUCAGCGGCGAGCUGAUACGCAGGCGCUCCACCCAAAACAAUCUCUCUCUCUUUCUUAAUUUCUAGAAAAACUGCCAACUUUGUAUUUUUUCUCUGUUUAUAUUUUUCUGGUUUCUUCUUCUUCUUUUUUUUCAAACUCAGGGGUUUAUCCAAUAAAAGUAGCAGUAAUAGGUCACAAUGCUGUUUAUGCUGACUGUACUUUUAUCUUUUGCAUUUACUAUAAUCUUCUCUGCUUAUUUUUCUGACAUGAAUUAUUUUGUAUGUUUCAUUCGUCUCCUGUGUUUGACCAGUCUCACCACUACCAUGCUAGAUAGCGAUGAUGUUUCUGAGACAUUAAACGACUUCCUUAAAACUCUG
Molecule: messenger RNA, 3564 nt
Organism: Labrus mixtus (cuckoo wrasse)
Lineage: Eukaryota; Metazoa; Chordata; Actinopteri; Labriformes; Labridae
Product: homeobox protein otx5-A-like
Exons: 3
Coding region: 701-1606 (301 amino acids)
Biological process (GO): regulation of transcription by RNA polymerase II; multicellular organism development
Cellular component (GO): nucleus
Molecular function (GO): DNA-binding transcription factor activity, RNA polymerase II-specific; RNA polymerase II cis-regulatory region sequence-specific DNA binding
Source: RefSeq, a predicted model, not a curated record